GUGGCACCACAGGGAAUGGGGGUGGCACAGAGGGGUCCCCAAGGGUCCCCCCCUGUCACCUCUCUCCUCUCCCUGGCAGUCACCUCGGAGCAGAUCGAGCACCUGCACCGGCGCUUCAAGCAGCUGAGCCAGGACCAGCUGACCAUCCGCAAGGAGAACUUUGACAGCAUCCCCGACCUGGAGUUCAACCCCAUCCGAGGGAAAAUCGUCCACGCCUUUUUUGACAAGCGGAACCUGCGGCAGGAGUCGGACGGGCUGGCGGAGGAGAUCAACUUCGAGGACUUCCUGACCAUCAUGUCCUACUUCAGACCCAUCGAGAUGAACAUGGACGAGGAGCAGCUCGACCGCUUCCGCAAGGAGAAGCUGAAAUUCCUGUUCCACAUGUACGACUCGGACCACGACGGCAAGAUCACGCUGCAGGAGUACAGAAAUGUGGUGGAGGAGCUGCUGUCGGGGAACCCCCACCUGGAGAAGGAGUCGGCUCGGUCCAUUGCCGACGGGGCCAUGAUGGAGGCAGCCAGCAUCUGUGUGGGACAAAUGGGCCCGGACCAGGUGUACGAGGGCAUCACCUUCGAGGACUUCCUGAAGAUGUGGCAGGGCAUCGACAUCGAGACCAAGAUGCACGUCCGCUUCCUCAACGUGGACACCAUCGCCCACUGCUACUGAGAGGGGAGCAAG
Molecule: messenger RNA, 678 nt
Organism: Zonotrichia albicollis (white-throated sparrow)
Lineage: Eukaryota; Metazoa; Chordata; Aves; Passeriformes; Passerellidae
Source: RefSeq, a predicted model, not a curated record